This is a messenger RNA of Pelodiscus sinensis (Chinese soft-shelled turtle), 4091 nucleotides long. NCBI's taxonomy places the organism in Eukaryota, Metazoa, Chordata, Testudines, Trionychidae. The record is from RefSeq and is a predicted model, not a curated record.
AUGGAGCAGUUAUCAGAUGAAGAGCUUGAUCAUGGUGCAGAAGAAGAUAGUGAUAAGGAAGAUCAAGAUUUGGAUAAGAUGUUUGGGGCAUGGCUUGGGGAGCUGGAUAAACUCACACAGAGUUUGGAUACAGACAAGCCCAUGGAACCAGUAAAGAAAUCUCCUCUUCGCCAAGAAACCAAUAUUGCCAAUUUCUCCUAUCGCUUCUCCAUGUACAAUUUGAAUGAAGCCCUUAAUCAGGGGGAGACUGUGGAUCUGGAUGCCCUCAUGGCCGAUCUUUGUUCCAUAGAGCAGGAGCUCAGCAGCAUUGGGUCGCAGUCAGCAAACAGUGCUGCAAUGAAACGCCUAGCCACAGAAACAAAAGUAGCUCAGAAACCACCUGCGGGUCGACUUUUCUCUAAACACAGCAGUAUAAAAGGAUCAUCCUCUUCAUCGGUUAGGGUAACUAAGCCGUCAAGUGCCAACUUUUCCCUGGAUGACAUCACUGCCCAGUUGGAGAAGGCUUCUUUGAGCAUGGAUGAGGCAGCCCAGCAAUCUGUAAUGGAAAAUGCUAAACCUGUAGUUAUUGCUCAGCACAGGAGGACAGCAUCAGCUGGCACAGUGAGUGAUGCUGAAGUGCGCUCUAUCAGUAACUCCUCCCGGUCCAGCAUAACCUCUGCAGCAUCCAGCAUGGACUCCUUGGAUAUUGAUAAAAUGACAAGACCUCAGGAACUGGAUUUAACACAGCAAGGGCAACCGAUUGCUGAGCAUAGUGUUUCUUUGGGACAUCCCAUCAAGCAGCCCAAGUGUCACAUUGACUUUGCAGAAGAGGAGGCUGAGCUGACUCCUCACUCCUAUCUGGACAGGGAAACAUCCCUCCUUCUGAGAAACAUUGCAGGAAAGCCUUCUCAUUUGCUGACCAAGGAAGAGCAGGCUGCUAAACUGAAAGCUGAGAAGAUCAGGGUUGCUUUGGAAAAGAUUAAAGAGGCACAAGUGAAAAAGCUGGUAAUCAGAGUUCACAUGUCCGAUGACAGCUCCAAAACUAUGAUGGUGGAUGAGAGACAGACUGUAAGACAAGUAUUGGACAAUCUGAUGGACAAAUCCCACUGUGGCUACAGUUUAGACUGGUCACUGGUAGAAACCGUAUCUGAAUUACAAAUGGAGAGAAUCUUCGAGGACCAUGAAAAUUUAGUUGAAAAUCUUCUAAACUGGACAAGAGACAGUCAAAAUAAACUUGUGUUUGUGGAACGUAUAGAAAAAUAUGCACUUUUCAAAAAUCCUCAAAACUAUCUGCUAGGAAAUAAAGAAACCUCUGAGAUGGCAGACAGAAAUAAAGAAGUGCUGCUGGAGGAAUGUUUUUGUGGAAGUUCUGUAACAGUCCCAGAAAUUGAGGGAGUCCUGUGGCUGAAAGAUGAUGGCAAGAAGUCUUGGAAGAAGCGUUAUUUUCUUUUGCGAGCUUCUGGUAUCUACUAUGUCCCUAAAGGAAAAGCAAAGGUCUCGCGGGAUCUCGUGUGCUUUCUUCAGCUAGAUCAUGUCAAUGUUUACUAUGGACAGGAUUAUCGGAACAAGUACAAAGCCCCUACAGAUUACUGUUUAGUGCUGAAGCACCCUCAAAUCCAGAAGAAGUCUCAAUAUAUUAAAUAUCUCUGCUGUGAUGAUGUGAGAACUUUACACCAGUGGAUAAAUGGCAUCCGUAUUGCUAAGUAUGGGAAGCAACUGUAUGUGAACUAUCAGGAAGCGCUGAAAAGGACCGAGUCAGCAUAUGACUGGACUUCCCUGUCCAGCUCAAGUAUAAAGUCAGGCUCCAGCUCUUCCAGUUUACCAGAGUCUCAAUCAAAUCACUCAAAUCAAUCUGACAGUGGCGUUUCUGAUACCCAGCCAACUGGCCAUGUCCGGUCCCAAAGCAUUGUCAGCUCUAUCUUUUCUGAGGCCUGGAAGCGAGGCACUCAGCUGGAAGAGUCCAGCAAGGCAUUCUAACUGAUGAUUUGCGAACUCCUUUUGAGAGCUCCUACAAUCAUUGCUUGGCUGCAGUUCCUUACUUUGACACAUGGGGAGGCUCUGCUGACCCGCACCGAAGAUGCUACAUCAUCAGUACAUGUAUAUAUCUGAUUGAAAAUACAGGUAUGUUUCUGUGUUCAGCAAUUUUCUCUCACGCCAUCUAUAGACACUCAUCUUGUCGGUGCCCAAAGAGAUGAAUUAUCUUUACAAAAAAGGCUGAGAACACGGAAGGAAGCUUUGUAAUUCUUAAGCAGUGAGCUAGAAGGUUUCAUUUGAGGAGGGAGGGAGAUGAGAAGUAAUUUCAGUCCAAGAAUAGCUGGCAGCCUGUUUUCUUUGACUUUUUGAGACUGCACCAAAUGCAUAUGCCUAUUAAUUAACAAAUUGCACUUCUGGGAGUCACAGAAGAUGACUGAAAAUAUAUAUAUAAUUGGGGAGCUGAUAAAUCUGUGAGGAAUCCUGUUACAUCAUGAGGGGCCUUAAUAGGAGGAAAGAGAGUAUUUUAUUUGAUUUCUUAUUUAUUUGCUGCUGAUUACAACCAUACAGUCAAAAUAAUAGAAUCUUUUUUCUUAUCUGCUAGCUUUUGAUUGUGCAGCCUUACUCGGGUAUUGGACAUUGUGAUAUGGUAGCAUAGUUAGUUUAAACAAUCUUGCGUCUCGUACAGUACAGUGUACAUAGUAAAAUAACUCUGACGUUAGCGCUGUACCUUAACAUGCGCAUUCGUGUGAAUUUCCCUGAUCAUGAAAGGGAUACUAAUCGGAUUGGGGUGGUCAGAAUUUUACCUUUUUUCCUUCAGUAAUAGAUUCUAGUUGUUUCUAAAAUAAGAAACAAAGAAAGCAGCCCAGAAAUCACAAGCAAUGCUGUACUAUCUCAUGUGUUGAUAACCAGAAACUAGUCUUUGGUAAGAGAGAUUGUUUGCCAUUUUGACUUGGGGAUGUGGGAAGCAUUGUUCCCCCUUGUUGAUUAUUAUUAUACUUUUAAAAUGAGGACCUGAGUGUUUGACUAGGAAAGAAGCUGUCACAAAACAUCUGCACUUGUAUAGUUUUACGUAAGUGCAUUGUGAAAAGAGAAAAUGAGUGGUGCUGUGCCUGCUGACCUCUUUCAUAUGGUUUUGACUCUGCUUUAGCACCUCCAGCAUCUCCUGGAAAUUGUUCUAAUAUUGUAGAGUGGUUUAUUUGAGCAAUAAGAAUAUACCAUUGUGUGCAUUUUUAAAGCACUGCUGUGAAAAGGCACUUUUUUGUAUCUUUCAAACUGUUCACAAAAGUUUUGUUUCUACUAUUUUUCUGCUUAUAAAGUGUCCUUAAAAGCAUUGGCAUUGUUGAUUUUUAAGCAUGCUCCACUAGCUAGGUCGUAUCUUAGUAAUGAGGUUGUUAAGCUAUGCUACAAUUCAAGGGUGCUGUAACUUUUUACAUUGUUUCUUCUGCUGCUUGUACUGUAUGCUGGCCCUCUGACUCGCCCCUUCCAGUGGAGUGAAAGGUACACAGAUAGGAAUUCUAACCUCAUAGUUUUUAUUGAUGUUUACCUGCUGUCCAUUGCCAGUGUGCAUUCCUGUUCUCUGAGACCUAAAUUGGUCUGUUAAUUCUUUUCUCUUCAACCUCUCUCCGGUAUCUCCACUGGCAUCCGUCAGCCUUUCCUUCUUUCAUUCAUUUGGUGUAGGUGUCUCUGGGGUCUGCUGCUGUUCGUAAUAGUAGCAGAGGAAUGUCUUGAAUGAAAUUUUUUCAAAGGCAGAUGAGAAUUGUUCUACUUUUCCUACAUUUGUCUAAUAUUUGUUUUCCAUAGGACCGUGAAUCCAUGAUCACUAAUGCAAGCCAUUGAGCAGUUUGCUGGAAGUCAGAAAACAAAACUUCAUAUUUGCAACAAAAAGAGCGAAUGUCAUCACGGGGACAGGAAUUAAUCUUGUUGUGAUUUGUUAGCUUUGGGCAAUCUGACAACUCAUUGUAUCUUUGAGGAAAUGUUGAUGCAGCAAAUCCUCUUAAUUUCUGUAUCUGCGUAAAGCAGAAUCUAUUAUUGAUCACCAGCCAGUAGAUCUUGGGGUCUCUGACAGGUGAUCCUGACAGGUUUGGCCAGGAAGCUCUCAAGUGCUGGCUCUUCAGUUGCCUCUCCACCCGCUGUCAUGC